Micromonas commoda is the source of this 528-nucleotide messenger RNA. RefSeq lists its product with no specific name. Gene Ontology annotation, biological process: trans-Golgi to periciliary membrane compartment transport; microtubule anchoring at centrosome. The record is from RefSeq and is a predicted model, not a curated record. The transcript has 2 exons. The coding region runs from base 1 to 528 and encodes 175 amino acids. NCBI's taxonomy places the organism in Eukaryota, Viridiplantae, Chlorophyta, Mamiellophyceae, Mamiellales, Mamiellaceae. Gene Ontology annotation, cellular component: centriole; ciliary basal body; centrosome.
AUGGAGGCGCCGUUCCAGCCCAGGCGGUUCGCCGUCAAGUUCAACCCGCCAAGGUUCCUCCUCGAGUACUCCGACGGGGUCAAAACCAGGGUCCGCUCGGUUGGAAUCGACGUCCCGGAAGGCAUGGACGUCGAUACGUUGGCGACGGGAGUCAUCGACACGUUCCCGCGCAGGCUGGACAGACGCAAGGUGCGGCUCUCGCAGGUCACGCGACUGGUGCGACGACUGGUGGAUCACGUGAGGGGCAUCGGGGACCCCGCCGACGCGAACGGGUUCGGAGAGGACGUGGAUCUCAACCUCGUCUCGCCCCAAGCGCUGGCCGCGGCGAAGGUUAGGAUGGACGAGGGGUUUCGGAAGACGCAGAAGCUGCCGGGGGACGAGGGGUUCGUGUACGACGUGCGCAAGGAGUUCAACCCGACGGAGCCAAACGAUUGGGACGAAUCAGACGAAGACGACGGAGACGGCGCGAUGAACGCGGAUGGCAUCUACGGGGACGAUGACGACGCGCACGUGGACAUGCUGCCGUAG